AUGUCAUAUGAAAGUAAAAUUCAGGCCAAUGCCGUGACUUCUUCCAAAGCAACACACACAUCUUCGAAGAGGAGCGGAGAAGUGGAACAGUUCAUCGAAGAUCCCCAAGUUGAGGACUCCUUUUACAGCUGGGUGGUAGCGGCCGGCGCCGCACUGCAGUUCAUCCUGGUCGGCGGCAUCCACAAGUCCUUCGGUCUGCUGCUGGCGGCGCUGGUACACGAGUACGGCUUCACCUCGGCGCAAGUGGCCGUCAUCCCGGCUCUGUUCUACUCGGGCAGUUUUCUGAUAGCGCCCGUCUGUGGCGCACUCUGCCGCCGCUUCUCCGAGCGAACCGUCGGCAUAGGCGGCGGCAUCUUGACGAUGCUCGGUCUGGCCUUCAGCGGCCUCACCAGCAACAUCUACGCGCUCUACGUCACCAACGGGGUCAUCUUCGGCAUCGGGCAGGGGUUCGCGAACCUCCCCGGCACGCUGAUGGUGACCAAGUACUUUGUGAAGCGUCGCGGCCUGGCCAACUCGAUCACGGCCGCGUCUGCCGCGAUCGGCGGCGUGUUCUUCCCGCUGAUGGUGCAGGGGAUGCUGGAGGAGUACGGCAUCCCCGGCACCUACCUGAUGAUGGGAGGAUUUCAGCUGCACACCAUCAUCUCAGCCAUGCUGUAUCGGCCGAUGGACAAGCAGCGCGAGAUUAUGCGCCUGGAACAAAUGCGGAAGCGAAGACGGCAACGCCAGCCCUCGCUGCCUGGUGUGAAAGCUCAGCAGGCUGAUCUAGUGGCAGAGAAGCCUCCUCUACCGGACGAGGCUCCUUCCUCCGCACGGCUGUUACCCCAAGGUUACGGAAUGGAAAAGCGCCCCUCGUUGGCAGUCUCCGAGAGCGCUGCUCGCAGCCGAAGGCCCAGCGCCACGCUGGUGUCCUCGACCAUCAUGCUGAGCCAGCUGAGUCUGGCCGUGGAGCCUCCGGAGGCGCCGCGAUCGGCGGGCUGCUGGCAGCAGGUGCUCCGGUCCCUAGACCUCCAUCUGCUGACGGAUCCACUGUACGUCGCCUGUGUGACGAGUGUGUUUCUCUUCACGGCUGGCCUUCCGCACGUGUGUCUGCUGGUGCCGCGCUUCGGUCUGGAGAUUGACGUUAGUCGCGGUCAGACUGCCAGCAUGAUCGCCACGAUCGCUCCGAUCGACAUCGUCAGCCGUCUCUCGCUGGGCUUCCUGCUGGACCGCAAUCUGUUCCACAAGCGCUACGGCCUGUUCAUCACGUGCCUGGUGGGCGGCACGGGCGUGCUGGCGCUCGUGUUCGUCCGCUCGUACGCCGAGCUGUUCGCCGCGUGUGCGGUAGUGUACGCCGCCGUCGGCUUCUACUUUGUGGUGACGCCGGUCAUGUACGCCGAGUACUACGGCGUCGAGCGUCUCUCGUCGACGCUGACCAUGUCGAACCUGUUCGCGGGUGUGGCCAACCUGACGGCGCAGCCGCUGGGCGGCCUGCUGCGAGACGCGGCCGGCACGUUUCGCACCGUGUUCGCCGUGCUGUCGGGCUGCAUGCUGGCCGGCGGCGCGCUGGUGCUGCUCCAUCCCUGCAUCGCCCGACGCUCCGCGGGGCGCCGGGACAAACAGGCCGAGACGGACGCCGCCUGA
Messenger RNA from Amphibalanus amphitrite, 1620 nucleotides. RefSeq names its product monocarboxylate transporter 7-like. The transcript has a single exon. Lineage: Eukaryota; Metazoa; Arthropoda; Thecostraca; Balanomorpha; Balanidae. Gene Ontology annotation, biological process: transmembrane transport; monocarboxylic acid transport. Bases 1 to 1620 code for a protein of 539 amino acids. The record is from RefSeq and is a predicted model, not a curated record. Gene Ontology annotation, molecular function: monocarboxylic acid transmembrane transporter activity.